CGAAUUUUGCCUCGUUGUAGGUUCAACAGAACCAGUUCCCUUUCUUCUUUACCUCCAUGUCCUCUACUCCUCCACCCACCCCUCCUUCUACCAGCUCAUCGCCUAAACAUUCGCCUCUAGCUCCACCCUCAGACUCCGAUGAGUCUGAUAUUGAACAGCUUUCUUUUUCGUAUUCCGACGAUGGGAAAGGAAACAUAGUUCGUGUCGCAAGAGGAUCAGGGCCAAGUCCUCCGUCAGCGGUCGAAGUAGGGGAAAAAGCAGAUGGGAGGGUUAAAUUCGCAGCAGGCGCAAAUGAUGAUCAGGAGCAGUCGACAGUCGAGCUUGAAAUCCGAGCCGCCAUAACUUCAGUGCCUAGUCCGCCAUCUGCAGGUGUAGCCAACAAAGAAUAUUUGAAACUUGAUUUUCCGGUCCAGCCAUUGAACACACAACUCUACGCUGAAACAAUCACAAAUACAAACUCUCCCACCGGCGGGAGGGCCUCGUUAUCUCGUUCAGAAAGCGCAUAUUCAGUUCUGAACGGACCGCAGACAGCCACAUCAGAACGAGACCGGGAAAGGGUGCCCCGAUCAUUCCAACGAGUGGCUUCAGGUCCUGCAUUGUCGGGUCCUUCAUCCAGCGCCGCUGCCCCCGUGUCAAAUCUGCCAAGUCGCGUUCGGGUGGCUACAGACCAACAAAACAGAGCGCAACAAAAGAAGAACGUGGAGGAACUUCGAGCAAAGCUACUAUCAUCGGACUACUACGGCUCCUAUUCUCACCUAGAGGAGAAAGAGAACGUCCGUGGCUCAGAUGAAAUCCCCAGUGUGGGAGAGUUGUAUGGCUCACGACAUAGUGGAUCAUCAUUAGGUGUCUCCGCGACGAGUACAGCACCUCAGCCAGCGCGUCUUGCGCCUCCGUCAAGAGCUUAUGGCUCCUACUCGCUAAGUGGCACAUCGCGUCCUUUGGGCCAGGCACCUAUCAGUUUGUCCCGUACAAGUGGUUCACGGCUGAAAGGAACUGGAUCGAAGUACGCAACCGACCGGAUUACAGAGUUUGGAGUGACACCAGAAAGUGAAGGUGAAGACGGCGCAUAUCGAGAUAGUGGGUAUGGCACAGCCAGUCGCCCAACCAGCUAUCAUGAAACGAGGGGUGAUACAGACCUUGACGAUUUUGAUCCUCCUCAGUCCACAUUAUUGUCAUCAGCACGUCCCAUACAGGGCACUGGUAGUCUCAACGUUGUAUCUUUGAAUAAUUCCAGCAUAAAUCGUCCUCGGCGGUCGGCUAGUUUGAGUGAAUCGCGUAAUCAAGAGGAUCAACUUCAAGCACCUCAACGGCAGUCCCACGCUGGACGACCAGGAACAAGCCUUGGACUUCGUCGUGAAGCGCCCGUCAUACCAGCCAGGCAGUCUCUCGAAGAACCAGAGUCCGAUAAUGCUGCCCAUGAGUACCAACCCCAGUCACGUCAUUCACCCUCGCCGACACAUCCAGCACCCGCACGAGUCGCACCAGCGCGCCCUUUAUAUGCUCAUAAACGACGUGAUUCAGACACCCUCCGAAGCGUGCCACAUCCCCACGCCCAAUUGACUGCGGUGCCCUCGAACGUUUCUCCAACAACCGCUGACGGUGCAGUGCCGCCUCAUUUAUCACCAUCAGCCAGAGGGGUGCGCACAUCUACCUCUGGCGUGAAUGGCCUUUCGGCCAAACACCGUCGCAGUCCUACUGCGCCUGAACCACCCACAGGCAGUGGAUCGUUGAAAGCGGGCGCGCCGACCAGUAACCCAGGCAAGACUUGGGCGGGAGGUGGAGAUAGGAAUAGUGGAGAUCAUGAGCAACCACAACCGGAAAGAGAGAUCAAGAAGGAAAGGGAACGGGCCCCGCGGCAGACGCGGCAACAGCAACAACCAGCAUAUCCAUCCCCCCAAUCAGGUGUAUCUGCCCAGCAGAUAGCCUCUAAACCAUCAUCUACGGUCGUUUCACAGAUAAACGGCUCUCAGCCACAACAGCAACAGAGAGGGCACCACAUAGCAGUGAAUAAGAAGAUUUAUGCUCGACUUGACAUGGUAGGCAAAGGAGGAUCUUCACGUGUGUAUCGGGUGAUGGACGGAGACAGCAACAUUUUCGCCAUUAAGCGUGUUUCGCUGGAAAACAGUGAUGCUGAAACCUUGCAAGGGUACAUGAAUGAAAUUGCGUUGCUCAACCGUUUGGCAGGGAAUACGAAGAUCAUUCGCCUAGUUGACAGCGAAGUAAAACUUGGCACCGGGAACACUAAAGGACAUCUGUUCUUAGUGAUGGAGUGUGGAGAAAUCGAUUUGGCCAGGCUUCUCCAGGAAAGGGUGUCGCAACCACUCAAUCUAUUAUGGGUCGGCUAUUAUUGGCAACAGAUGCUAGAAGCUGUACAAGUCAUUCAUGAUGAGAAGAUCGUCCAUUCCGAUCUUAAGCCUGCCAACUUUGUGGUGGUCAAGGGAAAUCUCAAACUGAUUGAUUUUGGAAUUGCCAACGCAAUUGCGAAUGAUACGACGAAUAUACACAGGGAACAUCAGAUUGGAACCGUUAACUAUAUGUCCCCCGAGGCAAUAGAAUUUCCCGAUGGAAAUGUCCGGCUCAAAGUCGGACGUUCAAGUGAUGUUUGGUCCCUGGGGUGUAUCCUAUACCAAAUGGUGUACGGCUUACCCCCCUUCAAUCAUUUGACUGUGUAUCAAAAGAUGAGGGCUAUUCCUGAUCCAGCACACAUCGUUCAGUAUCCGGAAUACACGGUGCCUAUCCAGCCCGUACCUAAAGACGCUUCGCCUUCCACCAAACCGCAAAAACUUUUUCAUUUGAAGCAGAAAGUUAGGCGGGACGUCAUCGCGGAUAUUCAGAGUUGCCUAUGUCGUAAUGCAAAGGAGAGAAAGACGAUCCCAGAACUCCUGAAGCAGGAAUGGUUGUCUAUGGAAGAGAAGGUUACCCCGCCACCACCGACCAAAUGGGAUUUAUUGAAAGAAGGAGAAACGAUUAUCGACUCACAUUAUAUGAAGCAACUUCUGGCCUAUGGCAUCAAGUUAGGUGAAACAGGGAGGGUCUCCGAUGAUCCUGCACAUCUCGAGAUGGAAGCAGCGCGUCUUGUGAGCGAGCUCAAGUCUAUUUGUAAAGGGACAACAUGAGCUAUCUUCCUUUUCCUUACUCUGUCUCCUGUGUGCGAGGCCGAUUUAAUAUUUAUCUAUCCUCUAUUCCAACAAUCUUUCUCGCUCUCUCCCCCAAAGCACGUUUGCAUUGAUCUUCCACAAGCCGAUUUCUUCUCCCACGCCGAUUCUGUUCUGGUCAAGAAGCGAAAAGGUGCUGUAUUAUUAUGUAGGUUUCUAUGUAUUUUACGCUCGCUCCCAUUCCCGGACUACCGCACAGCACCCCGCUCUAAAACUUUUCUAUCUUUCGCUCUCUUCGCAUAUCACCUUGCUAUUUGCUAUCGUCAUGUUAUCGCAAGUUUGGACACGUUCAAAAGCUUUCUAUUCAACCAUCCUCUCUCGUUCAUGAUGACUGCCGUCAAAUUGGUACAGAUAGU
This is a messenger RNA of Marasmius oreades (fairy-ring Marasmius), 3511 nucleotides long. RefSeq lists its product as uncharacterized. The transcript has 10 exons. The coding region runs from base 57 to 3116 and encodes 1019 amino acids. Gene Ontology annotation, cellular component: nucleus; kinetochore; spindle. The record is from RefSeq and is a predicted model, not a curated record. Gene Ontology annotation, molecular function: protein serine/threonine/tyrosine kinase activity; protein serine/threonine kinase activity; ATP binding. Lineage: Eukaryota; Fungi; Basidiomycota; Agaricomycetes; Agaricales; Marasmiaceae. Gene Ontology annotation, biological process: mitotic spindle assembly checkpoint signaling; protein localization to kinetochore; peptidyl-serine phosphorylation.